Messenger RNA from Caretta caretta (loggerhead turtle), 623 nucleotides. RefSeq names its product cathelicidin-3-like. Lineage: Eukaryota; Metazoa; Chordata; Testudines; Cheloniidae. Gene Ontology annotation, biological process: innate immune response; defense response to Gram-negative bacterium; defense response to Gram-positive bacterium. The record is from RefSeq and is a predicted model, not a curated record. Gene Ontology annotation, cellular component: extracellular region. Gene Ontology annotation, molecular function: lipopolysaccharide binding.
AUGGCGAGCUGCUGAGCGGACCUGCUGCUGCUGCUGCUUACCUUGGCCACUGCAGUCCCCGUGCAGCCCCCUCAGCCCUACGAGAAGGCCAUCGCCCGGGCCAUCGACUUCUACAACCAAGGACCGAAGGUGAAAUACGCCUUCCGCCUCCUUACAGCCACCCCUCCGCCUGAAGUGGCCCAGGGCACCAUAUCGAAUACUCUUCAGCUGAACUUCACCAUCAUGGAGACCACAUGCUCAGCGUCAGACAAAGCCCCUGUGGAGCAAUGCGCCUUCAAAGAGAAUGGGCUGGUCAGAGACUGCUCAGGACACUUCUCCACCCAGGAAGCAUGCCCUGUCCUUGCAAUCACCUGUGACGUCGCCCCUCCGCAGCCCGUUCGCGUCACCAGGUGGUGGCCCCUUGUGCGCUUAGGCGCAAAAAUCAUCGGUCAUGGCAUUUCCUUUUUCCACUCGAAGAAUUAAUCCAGAGAUUGAGGAGGGGAACGCAAGCUUGUCAGACCUGCCUGUGACCCACGCUGGAAGCUUACCAGGAAUCAAGGCGCAAGUCAGAACCGCCUCAGGGAUCACACUUUUCCUCGUGGCCUAGCUACCCCCUUAGUCCAAUUGCAUCUGCUAGGGCUUCU